Molecule: messenger RNA, 2371 nt
Organism: Xenopus tropicalis (tropical clawed frog)
Lineage: Eukaryota; Metazoa; Chordata; Amphibia; Anura; Pipidae
Gene: xnf7
Product: Nuclear factor 7
Cellular component (GO): nucleus
Molecular function (GO): zinc ion binding
Source: RefSeq, marked provisional
CUUGUCUCCAUCUUGUGCCUCUCGCCUCAGCAGAACCCGCUCUCAGCCAUGGCUUCCGUCGCGCAGUCCGCCGCCUCCGAGCCCGCCAAGCAGGACGUUCCCGCCGGGGAGGAGGGGGCAGGGAACAACGUGGAGGAUUCGGUUGCCGGUGACGAGGAGGAAGAGGACAUGGAGGACGAAGGCGCGGACGAUGGAGACCAAGGGGACGAGGAGGUGCUGGUGGUGAAUGUGGGCAGCACUUACCCAUGCAAGCGGGCUGAUGGAUCCCAGCAUGAUGCCGAGAUAGUGAAGACCCGGUACAACAAGCAAGCUGGAAGGGAGGAGUAUUAUGUGCAUUACGUGGGGUUGAACCGCCGCCAAAACGAAUGGGUGGACAAAUCUCGCCUGGUAUUGACCAAACCGCCAAAGGAGGGUGAAACCAACGGCACAGACCAAGAGGAGACCAAUAGCACAGAGCAGCCGGACUCUAAGACUCCCCAGAAGAGGAAACUCGAGGAACCCGAGCCCGAACCGAAGAAAGCGAAGGUGGAAGAAAAAGACGCCUCUAAAAACGCGUCCACUCUGGGAGCUGCCGGGGACUUUGCGGAAGAGCUGACGUGCCCGCUGUGCGUGGAGCUGUUCAAGGAUCCGGUGAUGGUGGCCUGCGGUCACAACUUCUGCCGCAGCUGCAUCGACAAGGCGUGGGAAGGGCAGAGUUCCUUUGCUUGCCCCGAAUGCAAGGAAUCCAUCACCGACCGCAAGUACACCAUUAACCGGGUUCUGGCCAACCUGGUGAAGAAGGCCGUGUGUGCGACGCCGGUAACGCCCGUGGAGAAGAAGACGCAGCCCCUAGAGAAAUGCUCUGAGCACGACGAACGCCUUAAGCUGUACUGUAAGGACGACGGCACAUUGGGCUGUGUCAUCUGCCGCGAUUCGCUCAAACACGCCAGCCAUAACUUCCUGCCCAUCCUGGACGCUGUCGGUGUGUACAGGGAAGAGCUUUCUGCCAUCGUUGCGCCUCUAGAAGCCUCCCUUAAAGUGACGGAGCAGCUGUCUAGCGAGCAGAGUGAGAAGAUUGAUCAACACAAUAAAAACAUGUCCCAGUACAAGGAGCACAUCACGAGUGAGUUUGAGAAGCUCCACGCGUUCCUGAGGGAGCGAGAGGAGAAACUGCUGGAGCAGUUGAAGGAGCAGGGGGAGAGCCUGCUGAAGGAAAUGGAAAAUAACCUGGUGAAAAUGCAAGAGAACCAGGACGCCAUCAAGAAAACCAUUACCCUGGCAAAUGAGAGGAUGGAGGACACCGAUUCCAUUUCAUUCCUAAUGGACAUCAAAACCUUCAUUGACAAGUGCCAAGAACAACAGAGAGCCGUGGUGUCAACUGGGAAUACCCUGCUUUCCAAGGAGCUGUGCCAGGGGACAUUUAAGGGUCCCAUCCAGUACAUCAUGUGGAAGGAGCUGAAGUCUCUGGUUGUCCCCAGCCUGACUCCAAUGUUGCUGGACCCAAAUUCUGCCCAUCCCAACUUACAUCUGUCCGAGGGGCUGACGAGCGUCCGAUACGGGGAGAACAAGCUCUCCCUGCCGGACAACGCCAAACGCUUCAGCCAGUGUAUCCUGGUGCUGGGCUCCCAGGGCUUCGAGUCGGGGCGCCAUUACUGGGAAGUGGAAGUGGGGGACAAGACGGCCUGGGACGUGGGGAUGGCCAGCGAAUCGAGCAACCGCAAGGGCAAGAUCAAGCUGAACCCAAAGAACGGUUACUGGGCAAUCUGGCUGAGGAACGGCAACGCCUACAAAGCGCUGGAGUCGCCAUCCAAGGCUCUGACCUUGGCCUCCCACCCCCGUAAGAUUGGCGUCUACGUGGAUUACGAGGGAGGGCAGAUCUCCUUCUAUAAUGCCGACGACAUGACCUCCAUCUACACGUUCAGCGCUACAUUCACGGAGAAACUCUACCCGUACCUCUCUCCCUUCCUGCACGACGGGGGCAAGAAUGUCGAUGCCCUGCGCUUCGUUCACAAUUAGACCCGCCCUGCCCCUCCCCCGCUUAGAAACAUUCCUCCUCCUCUCGCGCCCUGACGCGGGCCUGCCGCCCAUUUAGUGUUGCUGAAGGCCAAGCCUUCCCCACUUAAGUUUUUCUUUCACAUUUCUAUCAAAUUCAACGUUUAAAGAACCACAAUUUCUUUUUAACCACUUAACCUCCAGUGUUGUGUUGAACCCCUGUGAGUUCCGACAAGGGGUCACGUGUAACCUGGCAGAACCGCCGCCAGUUUUAGUUGCAAUGUCAUUCGUUCACCGGUUCUGCAUUUUAAUGUGAAUCUUUGUGUUGUAUAUUUUGUCAUUACUCUGAAUGUAGUUGCAUUUGCUUAUUACUUCUGGAAAUAAAGAGGCUGAAAAGUAA